UUUUGUUUACCGUGUCUCGAAUACGUUAUUGUUAGGGUUAUUGGAUUUUAGCGGUUACUUGUCGACGCCAGCGAAAAACGGAAUGCUUCGUUGCAUACUGCGCCGAACGUUGCCCAUCGGACGCUUGGACGCAUUAUUUAUUGUUUCUUUGUUUCGCAGAGUGUAUCGACGGAUACGUUAUUGUUCGACGAUACACGAUGCUUGCACGACGAUGGAUGUUGCCCUGUUUACGGCACACGCUGUACGCUAUUACAUAAGAAGAGAUCAUUUCGAAAAAUCAAAUUUCAAAAAUUUCGAUGCUACUCGUACAAAUACUAUGAUGAAAAUCAAAACACAUUUCGUGAAGUACCAAUAUCUCAAGCCGUUGUUCUUUUCUAGGCUAAUGUUGCCGAAACGAUGACGGCUGAUUCAGAGAAAGAUAGCACCCACUGUUUAAUAUGUAACAGUAAAGUUGGUGUAUCCACUCGGAAUAGUAUACGUAUUUUUAAUGAAAAUUCUCUUACGUCGUCAGAGAAACCACUUGCAGAUAUCAUUUGUGCUGUUUUAGAAACAGAUUUGAAUGAAGAAAGUGUACAUUCUGUUGUCGUAUGUAAAAAAUGCUAUAAAUUAUUCAACGAGGUUGAUGAAUUGGAAAAUAGAUUAACAGAGGUGAAAUUAGAACUCUUUAACAAUUAUAAAAGGACUGUGAAGAAAGUAUCUGACAUGCAAAAUGAAGAAGAAUAUAAUGAUCAUGAUUAUAUAGAAAAUACAGAAAGCCAAGAUAUGGAACUAAAAUAUGUGGAGAAAGAUGAACAAGAAAUGCAGGAGCUGGAAGGAGAGGAAGAAAGAUUAGACGAAGAAGAAGAAGAAGAGGAGGAACCUACUUGCGAAGCAGAAGAAAUUAUUCUUAAAAUUGAACCGAUUCCUGAAACAAGUAAUACAGAAGAAAAGAAGAGGAUAAAACGAUCAAAGGUUCCAGCAAAAGCUGAAAUUACCCAGGAGCAAAUUGUAAGCAGAGAUGGUUCUAUCUAUACUUGUUUGUUAUGUACAAAUGAAGAAGACAAAGCUGUUGGAGAUGCGAAAUCUAUUAUUGCCCAUAUGAAAAGUGUACAUGAAACUCGUUUAUAUAUUUGUGAUAUAUGUGGAGAUGACUUCAAGAAGAGAAACGAACUUUCUCUUCAUCUUGACGAUCAUGUCGCUAAGGAAGAUGGUGAUUUUCAAUGCGAAAUAUGUAAUAGAAUAUUUAGUAACUUGCGCUUGUUUAGAAUUCAUAAGCGGAUACAUUAUCCGCAAGUAAAAUCUUGGCCGUGCGAAACGUGCGGUAAAAGAUAUAGCUCUAGAAAUUUAUUGGAAGAACACAUUAAUACACAUACCGGUGUGCGUCCUUACGUCUGUGAGAAUUGUGGAAAAGAUUUUGCUUCCAAAUAUACAUACAAGGCACAUAUAAAAACACAUGAAAUUAGACCUCGUCCUUAUGAGUGUUCACAAUGUAAUAAAUCAUUUUUAAGUCAGCAAAAUCUCAAUCAGCAUGAAAGAACUCACAAUGGUGUAAAAGAGUACAUUUGUCAUCAAUGUGGAAAAGCUUUUGGCUCGCCGCAUAAUCUAGAGGUGCACAAUAUAGUGCACACAGGUUAUAAGCCAUACAUAUGCAGAAUGUGUGGUAAAGCAUUUGCUCGCAAAGCUGAAAUAAGAGAUCACGAAAGGACACACACUGGGGAGAAACCGUACCAAUGUGAAUUUUGUGGGGCCACAUUUAGUCAGAGGUCAAAUUUACAAUCCCAUAAACGUGCAACGCAUUACAAUGAUAAGCGGUAUAAAUGUGACGAUUGUGGAAAAGGAUUUAAACGACGAAGGUUACUAGACUAUCAUAUUAAAGCAGCGCACACUGGCGAAAGACCGUACAAAUGUGAAAUUUGCACAGCGACGUUUGUUUAUCCUGAACAUUUUAAAAAGCAUAUGCGCAUACAUACGGGGGAAAAACCGUAUCUCUGUGAGGUUUGCGGUAAAGCAUUUAAUAGCAGAGAUAAUAGGAAUGCGCAUCGAUUUAUACACAGUGAUAAGAAACCGUACGAGUGUUUAGUAUGUGGUAUGGGUUUUAUGAGAAAACCUUUGUUAUAUGCUCACAUGCAAGCUCAGGGACAUCUAAACGAUACCAUUGUCGUUAAUCAACCGCGACUUACUACCGAGGACGAUCAAGUUUUAACAAUUCCUGAAGGUGACGUGGAACUGCUAAUGGACGAACCUGAAAAUGAUCAGUUGGAGGAGGCUGAAUUGUAUGUGACUGAAUUAAAAGACCACGUUAUUAUCCAGCAACAGAACGAAGAUCAGAUUUAUAACGAAGAAGAUGUAUUAAACAUUUCUGCAGAAGAAAAUGUUGCGGACGAAGAAGUAGGUCAUCUCGUUGAUGGAGAGAUGAAUUUUGUUGAAAAUGAAGGAAUGGAGUGUAAAGAAGAAGAUGGAGAACAAGUAGAGGAAGUAUAUAAUUAUAAUGCAGGCGAAGACGGGGAAACAAUAGUUGUACCAGCUACCUCAGAGUACAAAGAAAUGGGAGGAGACGAGAAGAACGCGGUUCGAUUAGUACAGAUUCGAUUCCCAACUUCCGUUAGUGGGGAAGGCAGAAGUUGGUUAAGCUUAGUACAAAAUACAUGAACUUUUUUUAUCAUUACUGUUAUGUACUGUAGCUUUCCUGACCUGGGGAUCAUCUGUCGAUAGUCCUCUACUAAUAAUAUAAAAUCGAUAUAAACGAAUUGUAUAACAAUGUAAGUGGGAAGAAUGGAUGACUUUUGCCUUAUACAGUAUGUGAGGUGUCAUGUUUAAAAUGACAUAAGCCGAAUUUAAUUAUCAUAUUAUACGGUAGUUUUUUUAUAUUUAAAUACGUUCUUGUAAUUUCUAUGAGAUAACUACUUUACUAUUCUACCGAAUAACUACACAAUUAAGUUAAAGGCAAGAAACUUAAAGAAGAUUUCCAUUUGAAUUUGUCUUGAUUCUAAUAGUGUUAAAAAAGGGUAAUUUACUGUUUUUGGUUUUAGCGGAAUCGAAAUGAUGUGUAAAAAUAUAUAAGCAUAAAAGAAAGUAUUUUGAGUUAUAAACUUUAAUAAGACAUUUUGUAUAAUUGUUUACGGUGCAGCAAGUCAGUAGUAUAAUUUUAAUUGUGAUGUAAACGUUUUACGCAGGUGCGUUAUCAUUUCUCUAUUUUUGAUAUUUUAUAGGGUUCACUGAAUCAAUGCGAAAUAAGGAAAUUAAUUAUUACCUCAAAUUUCUUAUUUUGUUUGUUUUGAAAAAAUUUGUGAAUUUUUAUAAUCCUUGUAUUGACACGAAUUUGUAGUUUACAUAACAAAUUGUUUGUGCAUUUAAAGUAAAUCUAUAUGUCAGGUUAUGUUAAUAAAAUGAAAGUAUGCAUUAGUGAAUCGUUUGGUGAAACUUAGUUAACAAAUUUCACAGGUAUUGCUAUUAGAAACUUCAUGCGUAUAAAAAUUAUGAAGUGUAUUUUUAAUUUUUUACGUUCUGAUUUUCAUAUUAGAAGUAGUUUAAAAUUAACUUAAAUAUCUAUUGAACAUCACACGAAAGUUUAAUUUAGAAUAUGUGUAGUAUUACUUUUAUUGUUUAAAAUGUAUACAAUAUUAAGUUCAUUUGCAAGCAAUGUUACGUAAGGAGAAUUGAAAUAAAUAUCUAAUAUGGAAACGAGAAAAUGUAGUUAAAUUACAUUUUCAAUUUCCAUGUACUGUCAGUUAUGUAAAGCUCUUUGUAACAAUAAUAAGACAAAUACGUACAAAUAAAUAAAGUAAUAAUGUU
This is a messenger RNA of Nomia melanderi (Alkali bee), 3771 nucleotides long. RefSeq lists its product as uncharacterized. Lineage: Eukaryota; Metazoa; Arthropoda; Insecta; Hymenoptera; Halictidae. The record is from RefSeq and is a predicted model, not a curated record.